AUGGCAGACCCGGCAUCGUCUGUGAAGGGCGCCGUUGUACAAGACACUCCAGUGUCUCCAACGGCUUCGACACUGGAGCCCAAUAUUGAUCGUGCUGCUGAGAAACGUCUCAUUCGUAAGCUUGAUCUGAGGAUCUUACCGGUGCUAUGGCUUCUGUACUUGGUAAACUUCAUUGACCGCGCCAACAUUGGAAAUGCUAAGAUCCAAGGCAUGGAAAAGGAGCUGCACCUUGUCGGCCAACGCUUCAACAUCUGUGUAUGGGUGUUCAACCUUGGAUACCUUGUGGCUGGCAUUCCUCUUCAGAUUGUUUUCAAGAAGUAUGGACCGAAGAGUCUCUGUGUGAUGAUGUUCUUCUGGGGAAUCACUGUUAUUGGAUGCGGAUUGGUCAAGAAAUGGGAGCAGCUCGUCAUUUGUCGUCUGCUUGAAGGCAUGGCUGAGUCUGCUUUCAUCUCUGGUGCCGCCUACUUGAUCGGAUCGUACUACACCAAGACGGAAUACUUGACCCGCUACGUCUUGUUCUUGACCGCUGGUAUCAUUGCUGGUGCCAUCAAUGGAUUUCUUUCGUCAUUGAUCGCGAGGAUGGAUGGCACUGCAGGGUACGGAGCCUGGCGAUGGAUUUUCAUUAUUGAGGGUUGCGUCACUAUCUUCGUUAGUAUGGCCACCUGGCCAGCCAUACCGCAGUUCCCAAGAGAGUGCAAAUUCUUGUCGCCUGAAGAUAAGGCCCUCAUGCUUGCGCGAAUCAAGGCUGAUGGAAACUCUGUGUCCGAAGAAGACAUCACGUUCAAGGAGGCCCUUCACUAUCUCAAAGACUGGAAGAUCUGGGCUGGUGUCCUCAUGAACCUCGGUGUCACAGAGAAUGCCAACUCUCUUGCCAACUUCCAGCCUACUAUCCUCAAAGGUCUCGGAUACACCGCCAUUCAAGCCCAAGUACACACUAUCCCUGUAUACCUCGUCGGUGCGGCAUUCUCAGUCAUCUUCGCCUAUACAAGCGAGUGGCUGCAGCGUCGUUAUUACUUCUACGUCAUGGGCUUCCUCACACUUGCCACAGGUCUGGCAGUAGAGAUUGCGUACCCUCCUAAUCCGAAAGUGCGAUACAUGGGCAUGUUUUUCAUUGCUUGUGGGUGCUACCUCGCCAUGCCCAUAUCGAUCAUCUGGGUUUCUAUCAACUGUGGUAGUGGGAACAAGCGUGCAGUGGCGCUGGCAGCCAUCAUCAAUUUCGGUACUGCUGGUGCGUUCGUAAGUUCCAAUGUCUUUCUUUUCAAGGAGACACCGAGAUUCAAGACUGGUUUCAGCACAGGCCUUGGCCUUGCAUGUAUGGGAGCCCUGACUGCGACAAUCUUAUGGUUCGGAUGUAGGCGAGAGAACAACAAGCGAGAGCAAGGAAAGGUGCAAUUUCCAACGAGCGAGAAGACCAUUGCAGAGCUCGGCGAUGAGCAUCCCGAUUUUCGUUUUGCUUUGUAG
Parastagonospora nodorum SN15 is the source of this 1461-nucleotide messenger RNA. RefSeq lists its product as hypothetical. The record is from RefSeq and is a predicted model, not a curated record. Lineage: Eukaryota; Fungi; Ascomycota; Dothideomycetes; Pleosporales; Phaeosphaeriaceae. Gene Ontology annotation, molecular function: transmembrane transporter activity. Gene Ontology annotation, cellular component: membrane. Gene Ontology annotation, biological process: transmembrane transport. The transcript is spliced from 4 exons. Bases 1 to 1461 code for a protein of 486 amino acids.